This is a messenger RNA of Lampris incognitus (smalleye Pacific opah), 2465 nucleotides long. RefSeq names its product GLIS family zinc finger 2b (gene glis2b). NCBI's taxonomy places the organism in Eukaryota, Metazoa, Chordata, Actinopteri, Lampriformes, Lampridae. Bases 931 to 2415 code for a protein of 494 amino acids. The transcript has 7 exons. The record is from RefSeq and is a predicted model, not a curated record. Gene Ontology annotation, cellular component: nucleus. Gene Ontology annotation, biological process: regulation of transcription by RNA polymerase II; smoothened signaling pathway. Gene Ontology annotation, molecular function: RNA polymerase II cis-regulatory region sequence-specific DNA binding; DNA-binding transcription factor activity, RNA polymerase II-specific.
CUGGCUCGGGUCCGGGUGUGCUGUCUGCUCCUCAGACGGACGCGGGGAGACCACCGUAACACUCAUGUCUCCUUGAGUGCUCACAGGCGAGAGACGCGGGAAAACCAAGAGACGCGGAGAAAAGAACAAGACGAAGAAGAAGAAGACGAAGAAGAGAAGAAGACGACCACGACAACUGAAGGACAACAAUCCCCGUCAGCCACAUCUACGGGAGUCGGCAUCUGGAAAAGCACCCAAGAAAGAGACCCCCACCCACCACCACCACCCACCGCCACCUCCCUCCGUGACAUCCCAGCGCGCCCUUCCUAUAGACCCCCGGGGAGAACGACCACCCGUAGACAACCCGCUUGACCAGCGUUGCCAUUAAGCGACGCGCUUCGAAUCCGAAGGAGAAACGACUCCCCCCUCCAUGACAACAACCGGCGGUCUUCAUUUUUGUCGCCGCCGAGAACUCUCCGGGCUGUUCCUCCGAGGCUUUACACUUUCUACGGAUCUCCGACGGCAUGAAACGACCCUGCCACCCCGGCGACCCUCGGCGCUGUCACCGCACGUACUCGCGGCUUAGCGAGAGACCAGUCCGGCCCGUCCCCUGGUCCGUGUUUCGAGAGAGAGAGAGAGAGAGAGAGAGAGGGGGAGAAAAUACACCGAGCAUGGCGCGGGAACCGGCCGCCUCUCUCCACACCCGGUAACCGCCGCUUCGCCAGAGAGACGCGUCAGCCGCCGGUGUCAUUUUUUUUUUUUUUUUUUGUGACCCGAAGAAGAAAAGUCGGCGAAGAAGUGUGGGCUCGUCGGCACGGGAAGCGGUCUUUUCAGCGUAAAAGCACGUCGGCCGUGGGAAGUUUGCGCCGAGACGGGGAAAGCGGCUCGCCUCCUCCCCCCCCUCCCCCUCUCCCCCCCCCGUAUAAGGUGAGAGGCCGGUGGGCUGCGGCCAUGCUGUCCCUAGAUGAGCCACUGGACCUGAAGCUCCCUCGGCGGGUCGUCGGGCGAGACAGAGGGCCGCGCUCGCCGCACCACUCCCCGCUGCACGCCAAGCGGGUCCGCCAGCUCCGCAUGGCGGAUGACGGCACCGCCGUCAUAGAGCCCGCCUCGCCAACCUCUCCACGCACAGGUGUACAGGUGGUCCCCCAGGAUCGGACAGAGACGCCCACCCCCCCAGCGGUGGACCUGAGUAUGUCCCCCUCCUCUCGCCACACCCCCAGCUCCCCGGAGAUGACCAACGGCAACCACGUCCCCUCAGGGGAUUCUCACGUCCGUUACGUGGAGGGCGGAGCCUCAUCGCAGGCCUUUCAGUUCUUCGUGCCAAUUGGGGCCGGGGCGGGACUUCACCUGCCGUCCUCCAUGUUCAUUGGCCAGACCAAUGACAAGCGGGCUUCUCCCGACCUCUCGGCGGAUGAACAGCUGGCCUGCCGUUGGAAGAAGUGUCACCUGCUCUUCGACUCCCUGCAAGACCUGGUGGAUCACGUCAACGACUUCCACGUCAAGCCGGAAAAGGACUGCGGGUACUGCUGUCACUGGGAGGGCUGUGCACGCAAAGGCAGGGGUUUCAACGCCAGGUACAAGAUGCUCAUCCACAUCCGCACUCACACCAACGAGAAGCCCCACCGCUGCCCCACCUGCAACAAGAGCUUCUCGCGGCUGGAGAACCUCAAGAUACACAACCGCUCGCACACAGGCGAGAAGCCCUACAUCUGCCCCUACGAGGGCUGCAACAAGCGCUACUCCAACUCCAGCGACCGCUUCAAACACACGCGCACGCACUACGUCGACAAGCCCUACUACUGCAAGAUGGUGGGCUGCCUGAAGCGCUACACAGACCCCAGCUCCCUCCGCAAGCACAUCAAGGCCCACGGCCACUUUGUGGCGCAGGAGCAGGGCUCGGCCAGCGGGGUGGGGUCCCUGCUGAAGGGGGGUCAGGCGGUGGGGAUAGCCGGCCGAGGCGUGAAGGAGACGGAGCUGUCCUACGUGAGCGGAGCGCAUAUCAUCAUCCCCAGCGCGGCGGCUGCCCUACUGGGGGGCCACGCUCUGCAGGGCCUGGGGGGCUCUGUGCCGCUGUCCCCCCUCAGUCCUCGGCCCCUGGACCUCAGCACGCUGGGCUGCCCCAGCUCGCCUCCAGCCGGCCUGGGAGGAACCCCAAUCAUUUCCUUCAACGGCUCGGCGCUGGGCUUGGCCAAGUCCUCCCUGCUCUCCCCGGCCUUCCCCUCCUCGGCCAUCGGCCUCCCUAUGGUACCAGUGCUGGGGGCCGCCUCCGAACGCAGGGUCCAGGGCCGGCAGUCCAAGGGGAGGGGCCAGGGUGAGGAGGGGGAGGAUGAGGUAGCUGGGGGAGUGCUGAACCUCUCCACAGGGUCUCAUGACCCCCUGUCUUGGGUGGUCAUCCCCCCAGGCACCGUGGUGCUUAAACCAGCUGUGGUCAACUGACACACACACACAUGUGCACACACACACACACACACAGACACACACAUACA